Molecule: messenger RNA, 3145 nt
Organism: Pangasianodon hypophthalmus (striped catfish)
Lineage: Eukaryota; Metazoa; Chordata; Actinopteri; Siluriformes; Pangasiidae
Exons: 8
Coding region: 153-1064 (303 amino acids)
Source: RefSeq, a predicted model, not a curated record
UAGCAACACAUUAUCCUGUGCAUACGACCAUUGUGUGACUGAAAAAUGAACAGAGAGUUUUUAUUCUGUGUAGGAAUGCUUAACAGCUUACAAGACUAGGAAUUACAACAUCAAGAUAACUGGCAACCAUAUGCCAGUAAAAAUACCUCAAUAUGGUGACAUAUGUCCUGUGGUCAGCAGUUGUCUGGACUCUGAAUGGCCUGUUGUGCUGUUGGAGGUUUUUCUGGGUAAACCCAUACUGUGCCCUAAAAUCUACACCACGGAUACCACAUGAAUCUGAAAGCUGCACCCAUCAGAAACACUUUACAGAAUCUGAGAGACAACACAUCUGGGAGAAGUCAGGUCACCAUGAGCACAGCUGUACCUUAUACAAGAGGCUAUUGAAAGCUGAGGGGGAGAUUCAGGAUCUGAAAGCUCAGAUUGCUAAUCAAAGGGCAUCAUGGGAAAUGCGGUUCAUGGAGCUGCAGAAGAGACAGCAUGAUCUAAGAGAUCAGUUGUACUCUGAGAUUGUCACUAGGUCAGGUGCCUUGCACAAAGCAAGUGAUUCAACAGAAAUGAGUGAGAACUUCAGAGAGUCUGACUUGGAGAAUGGACACAGUUUUGAGGAAAAGAAACGUAGCUGGUCCAGUGGCUUGAACAAAAUCCACCAACUGGAUAUGAAAAUACUGCACGAUGUGGCUUACGCAAACAGUCUUCCCUGCAGUCAGGACUCCUUUUGUGCUACUUCUGACUCCAGAUCUACAUCUGCCAUGUCUGUCAACACAAGUGUGGGCUCAUGGAGAAGUGGCACUCGUCCCCAAAGAGCCUUUGUGCCCCAUUCUCCAAUGGACCUGCAGAUUGGCCACAGGGUCAGGGUUUUGCUCCCUACAGGCCGAAUUAGCACUGGAACCCUGCGCUAUCUGGGCCGACCACAUGGAUCAUCUGACUUCUAUUUGGGUGUGGAGCUGGAACUGGCUGAGAAUACAAAGCAAGCAGGCACCUAUGAGGGACAGUGCUACUUUGACUGCAAGCCUGGACAUGGUGCAUUUGUGGCAUUCAGCAAGCUACUACUGGCCUGGGAGUAGACAUAUCAAUUAUUUCUUUCUCACUCCUUCUAACUGCCAGGGCCGGUGAGAGGCACCUUGUGAGCAUACGCAUAUAUGCUGAGACUUUUCAACAAAGUCACAAAGUAAAGUAUGAUGCAGUAUUUGUAAUAAAUACUGCUGUCCUACAGCCAUUUCCCCUACCUUCGUCUUGCCUUAUCAUACCACAACAUACUCUUUUUGGUUAACUGUGUUAUUUAAUGAGCCACUUCCACUUGUCUUGCCAGUGUUUGAACCCAGUGCCAAACCCAGAACCAAAUAUCAUAGCCUAACAAAUUGCCAACACUCCAAUGUCUACAAUGAAUAUUAAGCAUAUUAAGAAGCUGUGAAAGCAGCCUCAGUUGUUUUCUAAGCAUAUUGGCAACCAGGUGGCAGAUGUGGCUCAGCUUAAACUGUACUGGAAAUGAGACCACACAGUGUGGAAGCUCAUGUCCUUCAAAGGUGCCCUCCAUAAAGCACAAUGACUGGCCUUCCUUCCCAUUCCUCUUUUUAGGAAUGAGAGACUGUUAUGUCUACAGCAACAUCUGAGAGAUUUUCCAGGCUAAUAAUGACCCACGAAUUGAACUACUAUGUUCAACUCUGGCCUCAGUAGUGUCUUAAAACAAGUCUGGAUCAGCUUCUGGCACUGGUGAAGUGCAUCUUAGCUAAUAUGACAGAUCAUUAUCAGGUCAGAGAGGGUCACACGCCUACAGUUGAUACCUACAUUGCAUCAUUGGUGGUCUCACCAGGCAAAGCUCUACACUUAUAUGGGCCUUCCCGAGCACUGAAUGCAGACACCCCGAUGACAUGCUAGUGAGAGGUUACAGUAUCACAUCAUGUGCAUGCACCAACUACAUAUUAGCUAUUUGACUGUUAGCAUUGGAAUCUGCAUAUAUUGGUCCCUAUGCAAGGGUAGCUCCAAUUGAAAUCUCACUCCUGGCAGUGAGACACCUAUGCCAGGAUAUAGGGGACUCUCCACAAGCCUGAUUUAAGCACACUUAUUGUUAGCAAUUGUUAGUACCAGUUGUUACCUGUGGUAUCUAUUGCAAAUAGUGCAUCAAACAUCACUUUGUUGGAAAGGCUCUGCAUGUGAGCACAUGUACACAAGAAGGUACCCAGGUGAAUCUCACCACUGCUGGCAGUUACACCAAUGAGUACCAAUGAGCCAUAACAUUAAAACCACUGCGUAACAUUAAAACCAGUGAGUAACACUGAUUAUCUCAUUACAAUGUCACCUGUCAAGGAGUGGGAUAUAUUAGGCUGUAAGUGAAUAGUCAGUUCUUGAAGUUGAUGUGUUGGAAGCAGGGAAAAUGGGCAAGGGUAAGGAUCUGAGCGACUUUGACCAGGGCCAAAUUGUGACGGCUAGAAGACUGGGUCAGGGCAUCUCCAAAAUGGCAGGUCUUGUGUGUUCCUGGCAGGUGUUCCUGGUAUGCAGUGGUUAGUAUCUACCAAAAAUGGUCCAAGGAAGGACAACCGGUGAACUGGCGAGAGGGUCUUGGGUGCCCAUGGCUCACUGAUACGUGUGGAGGAGCAAAGGCUAGCCCAUGCUGUCUGAUCCCACAGAAGCAGUACUGUAGCACUUAUUGCUGAAAAAGUUAAUGAUGGCUAUGAUAGAAAGGAAUCAGAACACACAGUGCAUCACAGCUUGCUGUAUAGGGGCUGUAUAGCUGCAAUCCAGUCAGAGUGCCCAUGUUGACGCCUGUCCACCGCCAUGGCAACGCAAUUCCCUAAUGGCAGUGGCCUCUUCCAGCAGGAUAAAGAAUGAUUUGAGGGACAUGACAAAGAGUUCAAGGUGUUGACUUGGCCUCCAAACUCCCCAGAUCUCAGUCCGAUAGAGCAUCUGUGGGAUGUGCUGGACAAAAAAGUCCAAUCCACCUCACAAUUUACAGGACUUAAAGGAUCUGCUGCUAACUUCUUGGUGCCAGAUACCACAGCACACCUUCAGAAGUCUUGUGGAAUCUAUGCCUUGAUGAAUCAAAGCUGUUUUGGUGGCACAAGGGUGACCUACACAAUAUUAGGGAGGUGAUUUUAAAGUUAUGGCUGAUUAUUGUAUAAGAUUUUUAAUGUCGCCUACUAGUGGUGGG